This is a messenger RNA of Lachancea thermotolerans CBS 6340, 693 nucleotides long. It is a transcript of the gene VMA4, whose product is annotated as H(+)-transporting V1 sector ATPase subunit E. Gene Ontology annotation, biological process: proton transmembrane transport. The transcript has a single exon. The record is from RefSeq and is a predicted model, not a curated record. Gene Ontology annotation, cellular component: proton-transporting two-sector ATPase complex, catalytic domain. NCBI's taxonomy places the organism in Eukaryota, Fungi, Ascomycota, Saccharomycetes, Saccharomycetales, Saccharomycetaceae. Gene Ontology annotation, molecular function: proton-transporting ATPase activity, rotational mechanism. Bases 1 to 693 code for a protein of 230 amino acids.
AUGUCUACCGCUAUCACGUCCUUAACUCCCUCGCAGGUCAACGAUGAACUUAACAAGAUGCAAGCCUUCAUCAAGAAGGAGGCCGAGGAGAAAUCCAAGGAGAUCAUGUUGAAGGCUGACCAAGAGUAUGAGAUCGAGAAGACUGCGCUGGUGCGCAACGAGACUAGCAACAUCGACGCGGCCAUGGAAGAGAAAACCAAAAAGGCCACCUUGAAGCAACAGAUCACCAAGUCUACUAUCGCAAAUAAGAUGCGUCUCAAGGUCCUGUCGACCAGAGAGCAGAUGCUGGAUGAUAUCUUUGAGUCUGCAAAGGCUGAACUCAAGAAGUUGUCUUCUGACAAGAAAAAGUACGAGUCUGUGCUGAAGUCCGCAAUUCUCGAGUCCCUUCUAAGGCUUCUGGAGCCCAGUGUCGUGGUAAAGGUGAGAGAGCAAGACAAGCAGCUCGUCAACUCUUUCAAAGAAGCUGUUUUGAAAGAAUACAAAGCCAAAAGUGGCAGAGAGGCCUCUUUGACCGUUUCUUCGGAGUACUUGAGCAAGGACUCCGCCGGCGGUGUCAUAGCCUCCGAUGAAUCCGGGAAAAUCGUUGUCGACAACACCCUAGAAGAAAGACUAGAAAUUUUGAACCAAGAAGCCUUACCUGCCUUGAGACUAGAGCUCUUUGGUAUUUCUGAAUCCAGAAAGUUUUUCGACUGA